Molecule: messenger RNA, 1658 nt
Organism: Desarmillaria tabescens
Lineage: Eukaryota; Fungi; Basidiomycota; Agaricomycetes; Agaricales; Physalacriaceae
Exons: 5
Coding region: 147-1370 (407 amino acids)
Source: RefSeq, a predicted model, not a curated record
CCCCACUUAUUUUCGAACUUUCACUCAGACCAGCUUGAUGGCCACUCAGACCAGUAUUCCGUCAAGUCUUACUGAUGCUGAUAAAACCAAUAUAUAUCAAACUCUUGAUAAUUUAUUGGGCUCAGAGAUAUUAUACUCUCUAUUGAAUGCUCUGCAUAGGCAUGUAUACUGGAAUUUUUUUUGUAACACUGUGGAAUGUCUUUACAAACAAACCUCAGCCUAUUGGACAAACUAUGGUCAUCCUUGUAAUCCUUGUUUAUAUUGCCACUACUAUGAACUUUGCCUUCUCUUGGUCUCACAGCCACUCUGUUUUUGUUAAUAAGGGACAAAAUCUUUGGACCAAAUAUCUGGCUUAUAGCACUUGGGGUACUACAUCAUUAGGGACAGCUAUCACCAGUACUAUUGCCAAUGUUCUGGCAGAACCUAUUAUGAUUUGGCGUUGUUGGAUAGUCUGGGGACAGCAGUGGUCAAUUAUCCUGCUUCCUAUUCUUCUUGUUGUUUCUGCAACUGGUAAGAUCAUCCAAAUCUUCUAUGGUGUCAAUUUCUCAAGAGUUCAAGUUGAUAUAGCACUCAAAGUUUUUGGUUUAUACAAAACAUCUCUUGCAGAGGAUUAUCCUCUUGGUUUAACACUUUAUGCAUCCUUCAUCUUUGCUUCAACCUUAUGGUGCACCUUGCUUAUCAUCUACCGCAUUGUCACUGUGGCACGAGCAGGAAGUCAUACAGGGAGAGGACUUCAAACCUAUCACCAUGUGAUGGAAGUUCUGAUUGAAUCAUAUGCUCUUUAUUCAAUAUCCUUGAUCUUAUAUACAAUCUUCCAUCAAGUCUUCUCUGUUCGCAACAAUGACACGUCAGAGUACUUUGAUUCUCUAGCAGCAGUUGCAAGAGGAAUUGCUCCAACACUUCUUGUUGGACGUGUUGCAGCAGGUCAUGCUCGCCCUGAUGACUCUUGGCAAGGAAGUGCUGUGACCUCACUUCACUUUGGGAGGCUUUUCAGAGAUCAAGGCUCUCAGCAGGAUUCAAUGACAAGAGGAGACCUUGAAUCCCAGCAGGAGAGAGAGGAUGACUAUAGCCAUCACAUCUUAGCUGACUCUCAGGGACAUGAUGUUGGCAUAGACUCAGAGACUGCCAAGGCUUGGAGAGAAAGAAGCAGUGGAUACAGAGGUAGUACUCUAAUGGACUUCCAGGAAGAUACUGACAUUGAGAGCAAUGUCAUAUGCAAGGAUAAUCACAGGGCCCAGGCAUUGGAGAGACCAGAAGGCGGUCAUUUUAAUAAUGGGAAUGUUGCUUGUGGAGAUGACCUCAAGACUCAGCCAAAUGGACAGGGGGAUGAUUCCUUGAACAUGACAUCCAUUGUAUCAAGAGAUGAAUAAAAACUAGAUGUAACAGAAUGUCAUUUGCAAUGGAACAUGAUUAUUUAACAGUAUCUCCACUUCUUUAAUCAUCUGUCAGCCAGGACUCAAGCAUGUCCAUUAGGCCCAUUAAACUCCUACUUGGAGCAUUAUAGGUAAUCAUUCCAAAUUGUUUCAUUGAUGUACAAGUGAUCCACAACUUUCACAUCUCUUCAAUACAGAAGUUACUUACUGAGUUUUUCCAUGAUUCAAAAUGUCACUAUUAACCUGGUUCUCUCAAGUUUUCUUGCAAAUGAUUACUUAAUAGAU